Molecule: messenger RNA, 225 nt
Organism: Penicillium digitatum Pd1
Lineage: Eukaryota; Fungi; Ascomycota; Eurotiomycetes; Eurotiales; Aspergillaceae
Source: RefSeq, a predicted model, not a curated record
AUGACCCGAACCAUUUUUCUCGCGACCUCAAAUGUUGGGCCUCUUAUCGCUUCUGACGGCAUUGUGCGAAACGAUAGCCGAUCAUAUACGCUCGAAUCGACCUCUGAUUUUACGUUUGAGAUAAACCAAAAAAACUUCGCCCCACACAGCCAGAACCCGGCCCCCCCUCGGGCAUCAAUUCGCCCCUCAUCUGAUAACGUGUGCGCCCGAAUGGUGCGUCAUUGA